AUGCCGAUUGCCGUUGUUUUCUUAAAGGAAAUAACUGCGCCUGGUUCCGAGCACACCGUGAAUGGACGGUGCUUCGAUGGAGAGAUCCACUUUGUGUUGUUUAACAGCAAGUAUGGCACCUUAGAGAACGCCGAAAACAAACCAGACGGUGUUGCAGUGUUGGCAUUUUUCGUCACGUGGUCAGAAUUGCAGGCUCUUGAGUCCACCGGAGACUUCGACGCUCGCUAUGGAAAUUACCGCGUCUCGCAGCCGCUUGACGACCGCAUAGUGGAGUCAAACUUCCUGCCUCCCGGUAACACUCGAAACCGACGGAGGCACAGUUUGAGUCAUACACUGAAGGGGAGGGGGACAAGGGGAACUCCUUGUACAAAGGGUCUCGCUGGUGGAAUGGACCGUCGAAACUUCUAUUCCCGUUCUAUGAAUUGCACCAUCUACAGACAGAAACUCAACUAUUUGAUUUAUUUGAAAUGAAAUAAACUUUUUGUUUUGAUAUCUUUCGCAAAUCUUAAACAGUGCGAGUAGAUCAGCAGUUAUUCGUGUCUCUAAGGAAUCUAGUCUAACACAAAUUUUUAAUAAUUUUCUCAUGUAGCAUUGUUUACUGAAGUUUUUUAAUCUCUUAUAUUAGACAAAAUGGAUUCUUUUAAAAUAAACCACGUGACGCACUUAACCAUGCAUGUUUUUGUUAAAUAGUGUAUACCUAAUUAUCUUAAUGGUAUCAUGCUUCUAUUUUCCUUCAUUUGAAAUAAUCGUUUGUAUUAUAUGUAUAUUUUGGAAAUAUCUCUGAUCCAGCACAACUGUAUGCUUACUAGACUCAAGAAAUCAGCAAAACAUUUCUAGUUAUUGUGCGUGUGUACCAACUACAGCUGACGGAUAGAGCGACGAAUAUAAAUACUAAAGCGUAAUUUUUUUUAGGGAAUAUCACAAUUUUCAUAUUAAUGUUGAUAACAAGUUAAGUCAUCAACUGUCGGUAACUAAUUUUCAUUUUUUUAAUGUUUGAAAUAAUUUAACUGCGUAGAGUCAACAAAAUAUCAAUGGAGGAUUCCAUUUAGCAUUGCUGUGUUAAUGAUACAGGUGCUUUGUUACUUGCAGGCAAAGGUAGACGUACAAGAGAAGUAACACACACAUAUAUAAACCGUGCAUCCAUUUGAGUUUGCACACAACUAGCCUGCUUCAGGCAUUUAAGUGGGUUACAGAGACACGGCUUUUUCGACAAAAAUAGCUAGUGAUAU
Messenger RNA from Dreissena polymorpha, 1229 nucleotides. RefSeq lists its product as uncharacterized. The transcript is spliced from 4 exons. Gene Ontology annotation, molecular function: carbonate dehydratase activity; zinc ion binding. The record is from RefSeq and is a predicted model, not a curated record. The coding region runs from base 1 to 471 and encodes 156 amino acids. Lineage: Eukaryota; Metazoa; Mollusca; Bivalvia; Myida; Dreissenidae.